This is a messenger RNA of Moneuplotes crassus, 938 nucleotides long. The record is from the annotation of a GenBank genome assembly. NCBI's taxonomy places the organism in Eukaryota, Ciliophora, Spirotrichea, Euplotida, Euplotidae.
AAUAGAACAACAUGGAUAAGCUUUCUAAGUACGAGAUAGAAGGUAAAUGUGGGGAAGGUACCUACGGAGUCGUCCAGAGAGCCAGAAACAAAGACUCUGAUGAGCUGGUAGCCCUCAAGUAUAUCAAGCUUGAGUCUGAAGAUGAAGGAAUCCCUUCUACCGCUAUCAGAGAAAUCGCUUUGUUGAAAGAACUCCAACACCCAAAUAUUGUGAGCCUUCAAGAUAUUGUGUUAGAGUCUUCCCAGCUGAUUUUGAUCUUUGAGUUUCUUGAGCAAGACUUGUACAACAUUAUUAAAGCAAAUGAUUUCCAGGGGCUUGAAAUCCCCAUAGUUAAAUCAUAUCUGAGACAAAUGCUUGAAGGUGUUGCACAUUGUCACAGCAAGAAAGUCCUUCACAGAGACCUGAAGCCUCAAAACUUGCUAGUCAGCAAGGACGGAUGCCUCAAGCUUGCAGACUUUGGUCUUGCCAGAGCAUUCGGAAUUCCUGUGAAGAACUAUACACAUGAAGUGGUUACUCUUUGGUACAGACCUCCAGAUAUUCUAUUUGGUUCAAAAACAUAUUCGACUCACAUUGAUAUGUGGAGCGUUGGCUGCAUCUUUGCUGAAAUGGUAUCAGGCCAUCCAAUGUUUAAGGGAGAGGAUGAAAAGGAUCAAUUGGAUAAGAUAUUCAAAAUCAAAGGAACUCCAGAUCCCGAUAAAUGGACAGGAAUGCACGAACUUCCGCUAUAUGACGGCAUGAAAGAUGAGCUCCCACAGUAUGAUCCUAAAGAUAUAAGCGAGUUUGUACCAACACUUGAUGAGACAGGACUUGACCUACUCGAGCAGAUGCUGCAGUGUGAUCCGAUGUGACGUAUUACAGCUGCUGAUGCUUUGGAUCAUCCAUUUUUAGCUGAAGAAUAGAUUGAAUAAAGAGAAAUUCAUUUCAACAGGAUUCUUAGA